This is a messenger RNA of Heterocephalus glaber (naked mole-rat), 933 nucleotides long. RefSeq names its product olfactory receptor 51A7. Gene Ontology annotation, cellular component: plasma membrane. The record is from RefSeq and is a predicted model, not a curated record. Lineage: Eukaryota; Metazoa; Chordata; Mammalia; Rodentia; Bathyergidae. Gene Ontology annotation, molecular function: G protein-coupled receptor activity; olfactory receptor activity. Gene Ontology annotation, biological process: G protein-coupled receptor signaling pathway.
AUGAACAUGUUUAACAACAUAUGUGUGAAGCUUUUUCUUCUGAUUCGAAUUCCAGGACUGGACUAUGCCCGUGUUUGGAUUUCCAUCCCCAUCUGCCUCAGGUACCUCAUCGCUCUCAUGGUCAAGUGCAUCAACCUCUUCAUCAUAAAGACAGAGUCCUCACUUCCUGAGCCCAUGUAUUAUUUCCUUGCCAUGUUGGCAGUCUCUGAUAUGGCUUUGUCCCUCUCCUCUCUUCCCACCAUGCUGAGGAUCUUUUUGUUUAAGGCCAUGGAAAUUUCACUCAAUGCCUGCUUUGCUCAAGAAUUUUUCAUCCAUGGAUUCACUGUCAUGGAAUCCUCUGUACUUCUAAUUAUGUCUUUGGAUCGCUUUCUUACCAUCCAUCCCCUAAGAUAUAGCUCUAUCCUCACUAACAAGAGAGUUACUAAAAUGGGAGUAAUCUUAGCCAUUAGGAGCAUCAUUUUAGUACUUCCCUUCCCUUUUACUCUAAGGAGAUUAAUAUAUUGCCAAAAGAAUCUCUUUUCUCACUCAUUCUGUCUUCAUCAGGAUAUCAUGAAGCUGGCCUGUUCUGACAACAAGAUCAAUUUUAUCUAUGGCUUCUUUGUUGCUCUCUGUACUUUGCUGGAUUUGGCACUGAUUGUUGUGUCGUAUGUGCUGAUUUUGAAGACUGAAAUCAACAUUGCAUCUCUGACAGAGAGGCUGAAGGCCCUAAAUACCUGCGUCUCCCACAUCUGUGCUGUGCUCGUCUUCUAUGUUCUUAUCCUCACCUUGGCUGCUGUACAACGCUUUGCUAAGCACAAAAGCCCCCUUGUAACAGUCCUUAUAGCACAUAUGUUUUUAUUGGUUCCAUACCUGAUGAACCCCAUCAUGUACUGUGUAAAGACUAAAAUCCGUGAGAAGGUCUUGGGGAAGGUGUUUAACAUAUGUGUGAGAUAG